AUGCCAAACCAACAGAAGAAAAUCAUUUUUUGCAUGGCUGGGGUGUUAAGCUUUGUGUGUGCUCUCGGAGUUGUGACAGCUCUGGGGACACCAUUGUGGAUUAAAGCCACCAUCCUCUGCAAAACAGGGGCUCUGCUUGUCAAUGCCUCAGGACAGGAGCUGGACAAGUUCAUGGGAGAGAUGCAGUAUGGGCUUUUCCACGGAGAGGGUGUAAGGCAGUGCGGGUUAGGAGCAAGGCCCUUUCGGUUCUCAUUUUUCCCAGAUUUGCUGCAAGCAAUUCCAGUGAGCAUCCACGUCAAUGUCAUUCUCUUCUCCACGAUCCUUGUUGUUCUAACCAUGGUGGGAACAGCCUUCUUCAUGUACAAUGCUUUUGGCAAACCCUUUGAAACACUACAUGGUCCUCUAGGCUUGUAUCUUUUGAGUUUCAUUUCAGGCUCCUGCGGCUGUCUUGUCAUGAUUUUGUUUGCCUCUGAAGUGAAAAUCCACCACCUCUCAGAAAAAAUUGCGAAUUAUAAAGAAGGGACUUAUGCAUACAAAACACAAAAUGAAAAAUACACCACCUCCUUCUGGGUUGUUUUCAUUUGCUUUUUUGUUCAUUUUCUGAAUGGGCUUCUAAUACGACUUGCUGGAUUUCAGUUCCCUUUUGUAAAAUCUAAAGAUACAGAGACAACAAAUGUAGCUGAAGAUUUAAUGUAUUGAGUUUUUCCCUUUUUUUCUUUUGGUACCAGGGAUCAAACUUGGGUCCUUGCGCUUGCACAGGAGGCAGCAAAACCACUGAGCUAAAUCCCCAGCCCAGAUUUAAUGUAUUGAAGAGCAAUC
Heterocephalus glaber (naked mole-rat) is the source of this 819-nucleotide messenger RNA. RefSeq names its product clarin 1 (gene Clrn1). The record is from RefSeq and is a predicted model, not a curated record. Lineage: Eukaryota; Metazoa; Chordata; Mammalia; Rodentia; Bathyergidae. Gene Ontology annotation, biological process: equilibrioception; sensory perception of sound.